CACAACUACUAAGCCGUUUUCCUAAAUGAAAAACUCAUGUUCUCGCUAAUAACACCAACAAUAAUAGACAGUAACUAUUGUUCUGAGCUUGUUUUGGGAGGCAUGGCUGCUGGUCCUAGGACUCCAUCUGAUUCAUCUUGUUGUACAGAUAUCACUGAUCCUCUCUAUAAAGAGCUCUGGCAUGCCUGUGCUGGCCCCUGUGUUACCAUGCCAAGGAUUGGAGAGCGGGUGUUUUACUUCCCGCAGGGUCAUAUAGAGCAGAUUGAAGCAUCAAUAACCAAAUACCUAGACAUCAAUAACCAGGAAGCUGAACAACAGGUGCCUUUGUAUGACCUGCCCUCCAAAAUUCUUUGCCGGGUGACGAAUGUGUUGCUGCAGGCUGAACCAGACACCGAUGAACUGUUUGCUCAUAUUACCUUGGUUCCGGAGACAGAGGUAUGCUCUACAAUCCUUCUUAUGCUAUUAUAG
This is a messenger RNA of Cryptomeria japonica (Japanese cedar), 468 nucleotides long. Its product is annotated as auxin response factor 4-like. The transcript is spliced from 4 exons. The record is from RefSeq and is a predicted model, not a curated record. Gene Ontology annotation, biological process: regulation of DNA-templated transcription; response to hormone. Lineage: Eukaryota; Viridiplantae; Streptophyta; Pinopsida; Cupressales; Cupressaceae. Gene Ontology annotation, molecular function: DNA binding. The coding region runs from base 37 to 468 and encodes 143 amino acids.